This is a messenger RNA of Dermatophagoides farinae (American house dust mite), 2100 nucleotides long. RefSeq lists its product as uncharacterized. Lineage: Eukaryota; Metazoa; Arthropoda; Arachnida; Sarcoptiformes; Pyroglyphidae. Gene Ontology annotation, biological process: protein polyubiquitination; protein monoubiquitination. Gene Ontology annotation, molecular function: metal ion binding; ubiquitin protein ligase activity. The record is from RefSeq and is a predicted model, not a curated record.
UUGUUUUUGCGCAUAUGCCGCAAGUAUAGAAAAACUUGAUUGUGAAAACAACAACAGGGAGAGAAAGAAGAAAUCAAAGUUGUAAAAAAAUUUCGUUGCUCAAUCGCUCAAUUUUCUACUUGAUGUUUUUUUUUUUUUUUGCUUUCGUGUUAUGAAGAAUAUUUUUUUUUUUGUUGCUCCAAAUUGUCGAAUCAGAAUUUUCUAUUCUAACUAAUCAAUUAAUCAAUCAAUAAUGGGAUCGGAACCAAUCAAUCCAAAUCUAAUGGCUAUGAAUAUAUUUCAUGAUGAUUUUCCAUUACAAUUAUCAACGAUUACGAUGAAUAAAAAAAAGAAAAAAGAUUGUAAUAAAGAAUUUAUACGAAUACGGACAUCAUCAUCAACCGAUAAUGAUGAUGAUAACGUACAGCAACAAUGUGCUAUUUGUCUGGAAGAUAUACGUGAAAAAACACGAUUAUUACCAUGUUCACAUCAAUUUUGUCAAUAUUGUCUUUUUCAAUGGAUCAAUGUUAAAUUAUAUUGUCCUGUAUGUAGACAGAAUGUGGAAAAAUUAUUAUUUAAAAAUACAACUGCAAACAGUUAUGAUGAAGUUUUAAUCAAAUCAAAAUCAUCAUCAUCAUCAUCAACAACAACAACAACAACAACGACAACAAGAAUUCAUGAUGAUUUUAAAGAUUUUCUAUAUCAAACAUCAACAAUGUUGAAAAUAGGAUUGAAAUGUUUAUAUGAAUAUUUUACUAAUCAUGCCGAAUUGAAACAAGUAUCAAUGAAUAAUGAUGAUAAUAAUAAAUUGCCAAUCAUAAAUAUGGAAGAUUUUCGUCGUGGUCUUUAUGGUUCUUGUAGUAAUCGUAUUAUUUGGAUAUUUUUUCGUAAUAUGACAUAUCAAUAUAAUCUAUCACCAUAUAGAGAUAAUCAAACUAUUUGUGGAUUUACCACUGCUACUAAUAAUAUUUUUCGUGAUGUUACAUUGAAUUUUAUACGUGAAAAACCGGCAAUCAUUGCACGUAUUGUUGAAUUUGCAAAAUUUGAUUUGGAAAAUUUACAAAAAGUAUUAAAUUUUCAAAUCAAUACAUUUAUUUAUAGUGAAAUAAAAAAUUUAUUGUCCACAUACGAUAUAUCAAGCAGUGAAUUUCGUGUUAAUCUACGAUCAUUAUUACAAUCAUAUUGUCAAAAUAGUCCGGAUUUUUCAUAUAAAUUCUUUAUCGAAUUGAAUAAUUUUGCCCGUAGUAAUCGUACAACGGUCAUUGAUUAUGUACAGAAUACAUCAUAUAUAAUGCCCAAAAUGAAUAAAUUAUCAUCGACUGAAAUUAUAACAUUGACUGAAUCAUCAUCAUCAUCGUCAUCAUCAUCAUCUGAUUCCGAUAUACAGAUUAUUGGUACAAAUUCUGUGAAUAAACGUUCAAGAAAUGAUCAUAAUGAAGAUUUACUAUUAUCAACACCAGCAGGACCAAGUGGAUUGAAAAAAAAUCCAGUAUUAAAUACCAAUAAUAAAUUCAGAAACAGCCAUCAUUGUAAUGUAAAAAAUCGUAUUUAUAACAAAAAAGAUAUAAGAGAAAUGCGUCGUAUCAUACGUAAUGCAUAUAAUUCUGAAUAUUUCUAUAGAAAAUUAUUAUUGGAAAUUAAGAAAAAAUUUUACAAUUUUGAAACCGUACUCAAUUCACGACAUUUUCAACACUUGACUGAUUAUUUUAAAGAUGUAUUAUUAUCAUCAAAAUUAUAUCGUUCCAAUAAACUAAGCAGUACUGUAGCAUCGAAACGAACAUUGACCAUUGAUGAAAUUAAUCAACGUUUAAAGAAAAAUUCAUCGACAACAACACCGACAACAAGUUCAUUAUCACGUUCAUAUAGUUCAUCCGAUAGUAGUAGUAGUAGUAAUGGUGAUAAUAACAUAUCUGAUUGUCAAAUAAUACUCGAACAAUAUGAAUAUGCAAAUCAAACAAAAUUGAAUAAUCAAAUCAUGAAACAUGCAUUAUCACCAUCAUAUUCGAUUGCAAGCCAUCUAUUGAUGAUGCCACAAAUUAAUCAGAUACAAUUUGAAAAUCAUAUUUAUUCAGAAAGUGAUUGAGUUUUUUUUGUUCAUCAUCAUCAUCACCACCAUUGAUU